AUCUGGCAGUAUUGUAGAAGCAUUUGUUUAAGAACGUGGUAAAAAGCUGUAGUUUAUAUUUUCAAUAAUUUUAGUAGUGUUUUUGAAAUAACAAACAAAUAUGAGGCUCAGCACUUAUAACUUCUUGACAUCUAAAGCCAUUAAAGGUGUAAAAGUUGGCUUUCCACUUAAAUUAACUAUAGCUAAACAGGACGUUGUUGAAUCAGAGUUCAAUCCAACAUUUAUAGAGCGUCUACUGCCUAGACUUGACUGGUCAGGUAUUCGCUUGGCCGCUGAAGUGGCUGGGCUCAAUGAUGACAUUCCUGCCGAACUACCCGCAAAUGUCGCUGAAAAUGAGGAGUUAUUAAAAAAACUGCACCAUUUGUUGUUGGAGAUUGAUGUGCUUGAAGGGCAGCUGGAAUGCCCUGAAACGGGUCGUGUUUUUCCAAUAACCGACGGCAUACCGAAUAUGCUGUUGAACGAGGAUGAGGUUUAAGACGUGCUACUAUUUUUUAUCCUGUACAUAUUUAGUUAUUUUUAAUACUUAUUGCUAAAUCAAAACAUCUAUGGUUUGUUAUUAUUUUUCAUAGUGACAAAAUGAAUUAAAAUUAAUUGACUCAAAUAGACUUAAUUCUAAAAUCAUAAAUAUUACUGGUUUACAAUUGAUGUUAUUGACAUGGAAGACGCUUUAAACGAAUGUGAAGAAGUAGGUGGAGUAAAGUUUGAAAUUCUUGCCAAAAUAUUCAGUGCUACUCAUAUAGUAGCGAGUAAAAGAACAUUCGGUUUGUACUUUACCGAAAUUGAAAAUAAGUAAAAUGCCGGCCAAGGACUGUCAACACUAAAACAACAAAAAUAAAUAAAACAUUGAAGCAGUUCAGCUCUUUAUUAAAAAUACAGCUUUAUUCGAAAAAAUAUACGUAUUUUGAAUUAUGUUCUGUAUAAGUACGCACUAACGGUUCCAAGAGCUACAAGAUUUGAUAAACUUACGACACAACACUGAUUACAUGUAUAACGCACAAUUUUUUAAUAAACAUACAUAGUACGUUUGUGCACAUAUGUUACAAAUAUCAA
Molecule: messenger RNA, 1050 nt
Organism: Bactrocera dorsalis (oriental fruit fly)
Lineage: Eukaryota; Metazoa; Arthropoda; Insecta; Diptera; Tephritidae
Gene: Trmt112
Product: multifunctional methyltransferase subunit TRM112-like protein
Exons: 3
Coding region: 101-475 (124 amino acids)
Biological process (GO): peptidyl-glutamine methylation; rRNA (guanine-N7)-methylation; tRNA methylation
Molecular function (GO): protein heterodimerization activity
Source: RefSeq, a predicted model, not a curated record